AUGAACGCCGUAUGUGACGACCCCGAACAAGGGGCAAGCGCAACGCUCAAUGUGAAGAACAACCUCAUGGUUGGCGCCGAACACUGGAAAGGUCUCGUCGCGCCAGCCUUUCAGGAUCGAGAAACAUCCUUUUUCAAUCGUCGUGCGAAUGGCAGCGCUGCGCUCUUCGACAGUCUGGCCACUUUCAAGCACUACAGUCCGCUGUUCUUCGUCAACGCUCCAUCCUGGAAAAUCCCUAAGGAUGCGUAA
Messenger RNA from Clonostachys rhizophaga, 249 nucleotides. Lineage: Eukaryota; Fungi; Ascomycota; Sordariomycetes; Hypocreales; Bionectriaceae. The record is from the annotation of a GenBank genome assembly.